GCCGGCUCCCGAGCUGCCUCAGACGGAGCCAGCCAGCCAGCGCGGCCCCCCUUCCCUUUUCCCCGGUCCCGGCCUCACCAUGAGUAGCGGCAGCGCCGGCUCUUCCCGGCCCCGGACGAGCUCCUUCGCAGACCCGUCAGGCGGGGCUCCCGCCACAGCGUCCACCGCGCCAGGCCCGACCUCGGGGGCAGCGCCGGGGGCGAAGCCCGGGGGGGCUGCCGGGCCUGGCCCGGGGGGAGGCGGGUCCAGCACGGCAGUCGGCUCCUUCCCGGGGCUCAAGCUGGGCCGAGAUAGCGGCAAGGUGACCACCGUGGUGGCCACGCCAGGUCAGGGCCCCGACCGCCCCCAAGAAGUUUCGUAUUCUGAUAUCAAGGUCAUCGGCAAUGGGUCAUUUGGGGUCGUCUACCAGGCCCGACUAGCAGAUUCCGGAGAGCUGGUUGCUAUCAAGAAGGUGCUGCAAGAUAAACGCUUCAAGAACCGAGAGCUGCAGAUCAUGAGGAAGUUGGAUCACUGCAACAUUGUUCGCCUGCGGUAUUUCUUCUACUCGAGUGGGGAGAAGAAGGAUGAAGUUUAUCUUAAUUUAGUCCUGGACUUCGUGCCCGAGACGGUCUAUCGCGUGGCCCGACACUUCACCAAAGCCAAACAGACCAUCCCUGUCAUCUAUGUAAAGGUGUACAUGUACCAGCUGUUCCGCAGUCUUGCUUACAUCCAUUCUCAAGGCGUGUGUCAUCGGGACAUCAAACCCCAGAACCUACUGGUGGACCCCGACACAGCAGUACUGAAGCUUUGUGAUUUUGGCAGUGCAAAGCAGCUGGUGCGAGGAGAACCCAACGUUUCCUACAUCUGUUCCCGCUACUAUCGUGCUCCUGAGCUCAUCUUUGGAGCCACAGACUACACCUCAAACAUAGAUAUCUGGUCUGCUGGCUGCGUGCUGGCAGAGCUGCUUCUGGGGCAGCCUAUAUUUCCUGGGGACAGUGGAGUGGACCAGCUGGUGGAGAUCAUCAAGGUGUUGGGGACACCAACGCGAGAACAGAUCCGAGAAAUGAAUCCCAACUAUACGGAGUUUAAGUUCCCCCAGAUUAAAGCACACCCCUGGAUAAAGGUGUUCAAGCCUCGCACGCCGCUGGAGGCCAUCUCGCUGUGCAGCCGGCUGCUGGAGUACACGCCCGCCACCCGCCUCUCCCCACUGGAGGCUUGCGCCAACAGCUUCUUCGACGAGCUGCGUGAGCCCAAUGCUCGGCUGCCCAACGGCCGCGACCUGCCCCCCCUCUUCAACUUCAGUCCUGUGGAGCUAUCCAUCCAGCCAGGGUUGAACACAAACCUCAUUCCACCACACAUUCGAUCCCAGGCCAGCUCGGUGGGAAGUGUGCCUGGCUCCACAUCUUCGCACAGUGAGGGGAGAAUGGGAACCGACAGGAGCCAGGUUACACCCGGAGACGGAGCAGGACCCAUCGCCAACACAUCCUGAGGGGCUGCUGGGCCGGGGGGGCAGGUCCCCUCCACUUACCCCCUACCCUCCAGGCCACCCACAUGGACUUCUCUGAACUGUGAACGGUGGGGGGGGGGAAGCAACGGUGUGGCCUGGGGGAUCAUGUGGAGCUUGCCUCCCGUUGGCCAGUGGGGAGGCCAAUCGGAGAUGAGACGGCCACUUGGAUGGGAAGGGGGAGGGGGCGGAAUUCCCUGUCUCCCUGAAUCACUUUGCGGUUCCCUCCCAUGUUGUCCCAUGAUGCCUCGGCACGGGGAGAGGGCAGAAAAAAAUACCAUGGCUUA
This is a messenger RNA of Zootoca vivipara (common lizard), 1770 nucleotides long. The record is from RefSeq and is a predicted model, not a curated record. NCBI's taxonomy places the organism in Eukaryota, Metazoa, Chordata, Lepidosauria, Squamata, Lacertidae.